AUGUUCUCAUUUUGUGUUUGCAUUUUUAACAGGCACCUAUUGGCAUUCAUUUUUAUUCCUGUCAUCCAAAAAGAAAUGAAUAUCUUUAGGGAAACUGUGUGGAAUUCACACAGAGUGAGAAGCCAAAAGGAUGCUGCUGUUCUAAAAGGGAUACCGUAUCAUCUCUAUUCAUUUCCUGGGCAAUAUAAUGCAGAUGAGUGUGGUAUCGCUUGAUAUUAUUACAUAUGCAUAUUUCCUUCUUUUGUUCAAGUACUAAUUUGUUAAGAUUGCUCUCCAAGUUGUUUGCAUAAAGAUUAAGGGCUGGUUACUUAAACAGAGUUUAAAUGGUGUUUAACAAAACCACAUUCUAAAGGCCAUUCAAAUUCGGCUAACCCUCACAUCUAAUCCUCAUUUUCUGUUUAGAGCAUCGAGAGGGCUUACAAUCCAGACUAAAAAUCCAUUUAUGUACUUAACCUGAGUACCUUAAACCAGGAUGUAAGUUAGACCUUCUUUAAAUAACCAGCUCUAAUAGUUUUAACCAUCAACAUUGCAUUUCAAAAUAGAGAGGGACUCAAUACGUACAUGAAGGUCUUAAGACAGAUCAGCAAGUUUAUUGGUUUACUUUGUACAGGUUUCUUAUUUUGUAUACCGUAGGUUUGCAAGUCACCCAAGAAGCUCUGGAUGAGGUUGCUACAUUAUCGGGUGUCACGUCAGUUGGGGAUGAUUACUUGCCAAGUCGUGUGAGAGAGGAAUGUGAACGAAUUGUUCCAAACAUAGAUGGGGUAAAGCCAGCUGAGGCAGCAGAUGCAUAUCUCUUCUUAAAGGCACAGUACAGAGAGCCAACAUCAUGA
This is a messenger RNA of Porites evermanni, 830 nucleotides long. NCBI's taxonomy places the organism in Eukaryota, Metazoa, Cnidaria, Anthozoa, Scleractinia, Poritidae. The record is from the annotation of a GenBank genome assembly.